UGCUGUCACAAAACGAUCAUUCCCUAUCGGCGGCGUCACACUUCAGGAAAUGCUGCUGCGCUGCUGUGUAGUUAGGCAAUACACUACGUUUUUAUAAAUGUAUGUGACAAUCGUUGCUGUCGUUUAAGAAUAAUAAAUAAGCAAGUGCCCGCUGUUUAAGAUGUUUCAAAGGAGUGAAAACAUUAAGUAUAUACUGAGUCUUAUGCCGGGUAAACGCCGUCUCGGAACCUACAGAUUCCUGCCGGUAUUUUUCUGCAUAGGCGGUGUUAUGGAAUGGAUCAUGAUAAACGUGAGGAUAGGAAGGGAGACAUUCUAUGAUGUCUACAGAAGAAAACAGUCAGAAAGAUCAUACCAGCAGAAGAUCGCUGAUGGCCUGAUUGAAGUCAAAUAAAUGUUGGACGUUGGAACUACCGGUUUUAACAAAAACUGGACUCUGGGCUAUGAAUGCUUGUUUACAUCAAGGUGAACUUAAUUGAGUAAAGAUGCAUGUCAUUCUUGCACAUGCAAUGCUGUCUGAAGAUCCAACGGUAGCUAUUAAUAUUCCACAAUAAUUUGUUUAGUUCACAAGCUGAAAGUCUAUGAUGAUAUAAGUGUGAAAAAGGAAACAAAGAAAUGUAACAUAUACCUAUAAACAAUGUUAAGAGAAAAAAUAAGCGGAGUACAAUUUAUAAAAAGAUUUGGAGGACUGAUGAAUUUAUCUCUCCAUUUCACAAAGGGACAUAUUUCUGCUUAAUAAUGCUGAUCACCUACACCUGCAGGGUUUACAGCUAAUUCCCAAAAUCAUGCGUUGGUUAUCUAAAACUUUAGUGGUAAUGUCCAGUUGGAAGAUUCCGCAGACAGAUGAAGCUAUUUGGGUGCUGAGCUAAGACAAGUGGGUUGCCAUCCAGUCUCACCUCUUCCAUGGUGCUUCGGAUGUACUGAGUUGUGUUGCCUUUGCAAAAUGUCUGAUCAGUAAUUGUAUUGAUGUUGUUGUUCUGAAGCAGGAGAGAAAAUAAACACAUUACUAUGUCACAAACAAAGAC
Gadus morhua (Atlantic cod) is the source of this 1022-nucleotide messenger RNA. It is a transcript of the gene uqcc5, whose product is annotated as ubiquinol-cytochrome c reductase complex assembly factor 5. The transcript has 2 exons. The record is from RefSeq and is a predicted model, not a curated record. NCBI's taxonomy places the organism in Eukaryota, Metazoa, Chordata, Actinopteri, Gadiformes, Gadidae. Bases 161 to 391 code for a protein of 76 amino acids.